CUAUGAGGUUCCACCUGUAUCUCCUUGUCCUGGCUUUGGCUGCAUCAGCCUGUACAAGUGAGGAAGAACCCACUGAGGAAAAGGCUGAAGACAGUGAAGAAGAUUCCCUGAACAAUACAGAAGAUGACGAGAAAGAAAAAACCAAUGAAAUUGUGGAGGAAAAGGGUGUAUUGGUUCUUCAUAUAAAUAAUUUUGAGAGAGCACUUCAAGAGAACAAAUAUCUGCUUGUGGAAUUUUAUGCUCCUUGGUGCAGUCACUGCCGUGCCCUGGAACCAGAUUAUGCCAAAGCGGCCGAAAUCCUGAAGAAUGAGACAUCAGAGAUCCGACUGGCUAAAGUGGAUGCAAUUGAAGAAAAGGAGUUGGCUGAAGAAUUUGGCAUUCUUAGCUUUCCAAUAUUGAAGUUCUUCACAGAUGGGGAUCGGAAAAACUCCGUCGAGUUCUCUGGUAAGAGAACUCCUAAAGGUAUUGUUCAGUGGCUGAAGAGGAGAGCCGGGCCCAGUGCUGCUAUUCUAGAGACUGAAGAAAGUGCUCAGGAUCUAAUUGAUUCAGACAAUGUGGUUGUGAUUGGCUUCUUCACAGAUCUUGAGACUGACACUGUCAAAACUUUUUAUGAAACUGCCACAGAUGUAUUAGAAGCUACUUUUGGAGUCACAACAAGCCCUAAGGUUUUCGAAAAAUAUCAGGUGUCAGAGCCAGGAGUUGUGCUGUUUAAAAAGUUUGAUGAAAGACGUGCAGACUUCGAGAUUUCAGAGGGCAAAGAGCUGGAGAAAGAAGAGCUUGCAAAAUUCAUUAGGCAGAACAGUAUUGAACUUGUUACUGAGUUCAGUGAAGAGAAUGCAGACAAGAUCUUUAGCUCAGACGUACAUAACCACAUACUGCUAUUUGUCAAUUUGACUGUGGAGUCACAUACUCAGAUUUUAGAAACAUACCGCGGGGUGGCUGCAGACUUCAAGGGAAAGAUCCUGUUUAUCCUCAUUGAUGUAACUGCAGGUUUCUCACAUGUGUUGAAGUACUUUGGGUUGACCGAAAAUGAUGCUCCCACUCUUCGACUUAUUAACACAGACACAGUAAAGAAGUACGCUGUGGAAGGAAGUGAUAUCACAGCUGACAAGCUCCGCACCUUUUGCCAGGGUGUGCUGGAUGGAAUUAUUAAGCCCCACAUGAUGAGCCAGGAGAUUCCUGAGGACUGGGAUAAGAAUCCUGUUAAAAUUCUAGUGGGCAAGAACUUUGAAGAAGUGGCCUUUGAUGAAAACAAGAACGUGUUUGUUGAAUUCUAUGCCCCCUGGUGUGGACACUGUAAAGAGCUUGCACCAAUCUGGGAAGAACUAGGUGAGAAAUACAAAGACCACGACAACAUUGUCAUUGCUAAGAUGGACUCUACAGCCAAUGAAGUGGAGUCUGUCACUGUGUCUGGUUUUCCCACCAUUAAGUACUUUCCAGCUGGAUCAGAGAAAAAGAUUAUUGAUUUUACUGGGAAGAGAGACUUAGAAACCCUGACCAAAUUCUUGGAAAAUGGAGGGGAACUCCCUCAAGAGCCAGAUGAGGAAGAUGAUGAGGAAGAGGAUGAUGAAGAGGAGGAGGAAGAUGAAGAUGAGGACUCUGAAGAAUCAACGACUGAAACCCCAAAACAUGGGAAUGAGACAGCCAAAGAUGAAUUAUGAUUUUUAUUUAAAGCUUGUCCUUUCAUCUUCAAUUUACAAGUGCAGGUAACAAGUACUAUUAAAAAUAAAGGGAUAUGCAUUAUUCAAUAAAGUUUUCUAUGGAA
Molecule: messenger RNA, 1765 nt
Organism: Scleropages formosus (Asian bonytongue)
Lineage: Eukaryota; Metazoa; Chordata; Actinopteri; Osteoglossiformes; Osteoglossidae
Gene: pdia2
Product: protein disulfide isomerase family A, member 2
Exons: 11
Coding region: 3-1661 (552 amino acids)
Biological process (GO): response to endoplasmic reticulum stress; protein folding
Cellular component (GO): endoplasmic reticulum
Molecular function (GO): protein disulfide isomerase activity
Source: RefSeq, a predicted model, not a curated record